UGGAGCUCCCAUCAUCCUCCCCUCUGUGUGAAGCCUCAGGAGGAGGAGGGGGGACCGGGCUUUAGGGGGCGGGACCAGUGACUCACCAGUAACUUCCUCAGUAGUAGAACAAAUGUAGCCGGCAAGCUGCAUCACUCUUCGCCGCAGAGAUUUGACUACUGUCACAAGAAACCCAAAAAGUUUUACAGCUGACGAGCGACGCUGCCGAGCCACCGGAGUAGAGACCUGGACCCGGACCUGGACCUGGACCUGGACCUGCUCUCAGUCCUGAUCUGAUCUGAGCGGCUUUCACUCCCAACUUACAGAAGGUGCCUCCAGACUUGAGACAUUACUCCUGGAUUGCAGAAACUUACAAUGGCUGACAGUUUUGACUGUGACAACUGCAAGGAGUCCUUGUAUGGCCGCAAGUACAUCCAGUCUGACGACAGUCCGUACUGCAUCCCCUGUUACGACAGCCUCUUCUCAAACACAUGCGAUGAGUGCAAAGAGUUGAUCGGGCAUGACGCAAGGGAGCUCUUCUACGAGGACCGACACUACCACGAGCACUGCUUCCGCUGUUUCCGCUGCGACCGCUCGCUGGCCGACGAGCCGUUCACCAGCCAGGACGAGGCGCUGCUCUGCAACGACUGCUACUGUAACGAGUUCUCCUCCAAAUGCGUCGCCUGCGACAAAGUCGUCAUGCCAGGUACGAGGAAGCUGGAGUAUGCCGGCUCCACGUGGCACGAGGGCUGCUUCAUCUGUCACAGCUGCGAACAGCCGAUCGGCUCCAAGUCCUUCAUCCCCGACAAGGACGAACACUACUGCGUGUCCUGCUACGAGGACAAGUUCGCCCCGCGCUGCACGCGCUGUAAAAAGACCCUGGCUAAAGGUGGUGUGACCUAUCGGGACGAGCCGUGGCACAAGGAGUGUUUUGUGUGCACCAGCUGUAAGACGCAGCUGGCGGGUCAACACUUCACCUCCCGAGACGAGAACCCGUACUGCCUCAAGUGCUUCGGCAGCCUCUACGCCAAGAAGUGUGAAGCCUGCAGCAAACCAAUCACAGGUUUUGGAGGAGGGAAGUACAUCUCAUUCGAGGACCGCCAGUGGCACCAGCCAUGCUUCACCUGCUCCCAGUGCUCUGCCUCACUGGUGGGCGCCGGCUUUUUCCCCGACGGCGACAGGAUCCUGUGCCGCGACUGCAACAGCAACCUAUAGAGCGGCCCCUUUUACCACACUCUCACUCUUCCUUUGACUUACCUUUCACCCUCCGUCACAGCAUUUCAAGAACCCCGAGUCCUUACCGAGGAAGGUAACGCAGGCUAACAAAUGCUGCCUCUCAGGUUGUUUUUAUAUAAAGAGAUCAGACCAUCGUGGUUCCUAUCCGAGCCCCAUUUUCAUGCAGGAGCUAGUGCUGCAAUGUUUCCAUGAACAACCACAAAGAGUUCCUCUUCAACCAAAAAGUUAAUGAUUUUGUGAAACAAAGUUUAUUGAGUGCCUUAAGAAUAACAUUACUUUAAAUGUUAUGUACUAUUGAACCAAAGAAACGCAAAAUGCGAGUCACUUUGCAAAGAAAAUCCAUCAUAUUUUAUAUCUAUAUAUAUAUAAAAAGUUGAACCUGGUCUCACAGGAAUCCGUGAAAUAGCCACGGAUUCGCCUCACUCAAAAUCUGUGGAAUAGCCACGGAAUCACUCAAAUUUCCGUGAAACUGACACGGAUUUCGCUACAAUGCAAGUUAAUGACAGUCAUAUCCCGUGGCUAUUCCAUGGAUAUUUAAUCCUAUUGGUUUGUUCCAAGUCACGUGACUUUCAAGGUCCCGGCGGUCAGAAUAAAAAACAUGCCGGACAGUUCUCUCAUUUUUAGUGAAAAAAUCAAUAUUUUGACUUAGUUUCUGCAUAAAAAUGGAUUUUGAUUACAUUUCUAGUGAGAAAUAUAUGUUUUAUUUUCUAAAUAUUCACUCAGUGAAUGUACAUAAUCACUUUGUAUGUUGGAAUAGAGAAAUCCGUGUCAGUUUCACGGAAAUUUGAGCGAAUCCAUGGCUAUUCCACGGAUUUUGAGUUAAGUGAAUCCGUGGCUAUUUCACGGAUUCCUGUGAGACCAGGUUGUAAAAGUUGUCACUUCAGGUAUAGAGGUCAGGCUCUGGAGAGAAGACACAAAACACUGAUAAAGUCUAGUAUGUAAACUUUACAGUCUGUAUUUCAGCGUAUGGUGGAGGUACUGUUUUAAUGCUCUUAUAACUGCAGUUUUAAGCAUUUUAAUUGUCAGAAAGUUUAAAAAAAACAAGAAGAAAAUGUAUAAAAACUUUGCUGGUUAUGCUUUCAGUGAGGUAAUCAAUUUCUGGUAGUUAUGAUCAAUAAAGUCAUUUGCACUUUUUAUAUGAUAUUCUCCUGCUACCAUGUUAUGUGCACAUAAAAACACAACUUAAAAAAAAACAUGGCACACAGACCACUUUUUUGUCAUGUAUCUGCUUUUGUUGAACUUUGCAAUGACACUUAUUUUUUACAAGUUUCAUCUUAUUUCUGUCUUUUUUUUCAUUUGUUGUAAUGAAUCUUUCUUUUUAUUUGUAUCACCGUCGCUCAAAGAGCCAGCAUUUAUAACCCAAAAGAAGCUGAAAUGAAAUGAAAUGCAAUGUGUAUUGCAGGAGUAUGCAUGUUUGAUUUGCGUCGAUAAUUAUUUUGUUGCUGUUAACGCUGUUUUUGUUUUACAUUGUUAGUUUGAUACAUGUAUGUGAAAAUUUGUUUUUAAAAAAACAACACCUAUAUUUCACUAUUUCAGCUUUGAUGCUGGUGAGUCAGAGUUGGCAAAUAUGCUUUAUAAGAUGGAAAAUAUGGCAUUGAGGAGAUAACAGUAUGAACUUACUGUAAAAAACAAAAAAAAGAUAAUUGAUCCGGCUAAAUGCUACAUGGUUAGUUUUAUUUGUGAAGUCUUAUUAAAUAAAUUUACACUGA
Centropristis striata (black sea bass) is the source of this 2924-nucleotide messenger RNA. RefSeq names its product four and a half LIM domains 3a (gene fhl3a). Gene Ontology annotation, cellular component: nucleus; stress fiber; Z disc. The coding region runs from base 355 to 1194 and encodes 279 amino acids. Gene Ontology annotation, molecular function: actin binding; transcription coregulator activity. Lineage: Eukaryota; Metazoa; Chordata; Actinopteri; Perciformes; Serranidae. The transcript is spliced from 6 exons. Gene Ontology annotation, biological process: actin cytoskeleton organization. The record is from RefSeq and is a predicted model, not a curated record.